CUUAAUGACGUAUGUUGUGUUUUGGUGAAACCUUUUGCUGUCCUAACGGUGUGUUUACGGCCUGUAUUUUAUCUGGGUGUUGGUGCUGUAUAACUUCAUCUGCAAUGAACAAAAACAAGGCCAGUGGCGUGUCGUGGGUGAAGCCAGCAGAACCGUCCUUUUUGAAGAAGUUUAAAAAUGACGUCGGCUACAAAGAAGGUCCGAAUGUUGACACUAAGCGUCAGGUGAUGCCGACGCUUGAUGACGACAGCGGGAGUGAUCGAGAGGACGAGUUACCCCAAGUUGUGGUUCUAAAAGGAGGAGACUUGACUGCAGAGGAUUUGAAGAAGAUCAAGGGCGCCACGCGCGCUGGCGCCGCGGAGAAAGAGGAUGAACCUCCUGCUGAUGGAAAAAUCCUGUUCAAGAAACCUGCCAAGCGCUCCUCCUCUGACAAAUACCAGGGCAUCACCGCCAGCUCCAGCAAAAAGAACAAGAAGAGUGGUGGGGCAGAGAAGAAGAAGGAGGAAGAGAAGGAUGACGAAGCGGAGGAGGAGGAGGAAGUGCUGGAGGAGGAGGAGGAGGAGGAGGAAGAGAAAAAGAAGAAGAAAAAGAUGAAUAAUGAUAAAGAAAAGAAGUCUGGGAAGAAGGUAAAAAAUAACAGCCUUCUCUCUUUUGGAGGAGACGAUGAAGAAGAGGACUAACUGUUCAUUAAGCCCUGUGACAAGAGAGGAAUCAAUGUGGAAUUGGAAUAUUAAUGGUGAAAGUGUUUCAUAAAAUUGGCAAAAAGAAACGGGGGUAACAUUUAACAGACAGUCUUGAAUUCAUCUCUCCAUCCUGUAGUUUAUUAUUAUUCAAUUAGAGGACAGUGCCAGUAUUUUUACAUGUUCAAGCCCACUGACUACAAAUACACUGUUACUGCCAAAUGCUCCAUUCAUUUUGGUACAAAUGUAAUUGUGGAGAUUCCAUUUGAACAUCUUGAUUAUGCAGAUUCUUUUUUGAACUCCUUUGUUCGUUCAGAUGCUCAGUAAGUGUCAAAGUGAAGAGGAACUGAUGGGGCCGAGUGGAGGAAAAUAUUUAGCUCAACAUGAAAACUUAUAAUACGGUGAAGUAAUGUUCCCUUUGAGUGUUUACCUACCUCGAACAAGCAACCUUGUUCAAGUUCAUUCAAAAUACUGAAAUCAAUGGACACCCAGGUAAAAACCUUUGGUGCAAUGUGUAGUCAAUGGAGUGAACAAAGCAGCAGUGUUGUGUGUUGCAUUUCCUUUUUCGUCUAGCAGGAGAUCCUCAGCAACAGUUAAAACACAAACACGAGCAAGGCUGCUUCCGCUGUUUGAAGGUUUGCAGUCCUACAAACUAUGCAAUUUUUUCUGAUCAAUGGGAAUCAAGCAGCUCUACUGGCACGUUGUUCAAUUGAAUGGGUUCAAUUAUUUUUUCCCAAGUUAGAUUUUUAUCUUUGAUUGCAGUCAUCUGCAAUAAUCUUUUAACAUUAAAAUACAAGACACAUUUUUAUCUUUUAACCAAAAAAAAAAAUUAUCUUCAUGAAGUUGAAUCCAGUGACACACUUUAAAUACAUUAAUUGUUUCUGUGUCGUCCACUCUGGCGAACAGUAAAGAUGCCGCCUCAUGAUCCCGAGCCCCCGUUAGUCCGCGUCUCUCUGGUGUCGUCACAUUCGUUGGUGUUUUUUGCGAGCAGCGUGGAAGUGCUCAUUGUACUUUUGAAAUGCAUUCAUUCAUGAUUUGGAUGUGUGAAAGUAUAUUCUCGCUUCGACAACGGAGCUGUAACAGUUUAUGUAGAAACCAUGCAUUCUUGUCAAUGCAAUUGAAUGUUUUAUUUUAUUGUGCGUUUUUUUUUACGUGUGCAUUUUUUUAGACGUGUUGCAUCUGUAACAUUUGAAAAUACAAAAACAUUAAAUCAACUGUACACCGUC
Molecule: messenger RNA, 1906 nt
Organism: Gasterosteus aculeatus aculeatus (three-spined stickleback)
Lineage: Eukaryota; Metazoa; Chordata; Actinopteri; Perciformes; Gasterosteidae
Product: KIAA1143 ortholog
Source: RefSeq, a predicted model, not a curated record